Paramormyrops kingsleyae is the source of this 2691-nucleotide messenger RNA. The record is from RefSeq and is a predicted model, not a curated record. Lineage: Eukaryota; Metazoa; Chordata; Actinopteri; Osteoglossiformes; Mormyridae.
CCCUUCUGCCAAUCUUACCGUUUUGUGUUUUGAUUGGUUAAGGCUUAUUGUGAAACCACGGUGAACACGGCCUGUUAGCCGCCGUUCACUGUUUACUAACCGAUAAUCACGAAAGGGAGAGCAAUCUGACGUCUUUUUGGCAGCCAGGAAACGAGGUGGGUUACCAUGACGACACUGGACGACAAACUGUUGGGGGAGAAGCUGCAGUAUUAUUACAGCAGCAGUGAGGACGAGGACAGCGACAAGGAAGACGAGGCUGUGGAGGACAAGAGCAUCUGUAACGCAGAAGUGCUGGAGGCAGAGUAUACCCAGGAUGGCAGCGCUAUCAACACAGGGCCCAAAGGCGUCAUCAAUGACUGGAGGAAGUACAAGCAGCUGGAGACGGAGCAGCGGCAGGAGCAGAAGAGGGAGAUGGAGCGGCUCAUUCAGAAGCUGUCCAUGACGUGCCGCUCGCACCUGGACGACGAGCGCGAGAAGGAGAAGCAGAAGGAGCUCCAGGAGAAGAUCAAUGGCAAGAUGACCCUGCAGGAGUACAGCCUUCUCCGGGAGGACGUGGAUGACGAGGACUUCCUGGCUCAGUACCGCAAACAGCGUAUGGACGAGAUGAGGCGUCAGCUGUGCAGUGGGAAACGCUUCGGCCGCGUGACAGAGCUCAGCAGCGGCGAGGAGUUCCUGGACGCCGUGGACAAGGAGGGGAAGGCCACUCCGGUGAUGAUCCACAUCUAUGAGGCGGACGUGCCCGGCUGCGAAGCCAUGGACGGCAGCCUGCUCUGUCUGGCACAGGAGUACCCCCUGGUCAAGUUCUGCCGCACACGCAGCUCCGUCGUGGGUGCCAGCGCGCUCUUCACGGGGAACGCCCUCCCCGCCUUGCUGGUGUACCGGGGUGGCGAGCUCAUCGGGAACUUCGUCCGCAUCACAGACCAGCUGGGCGACGACUUCUUUGCCGUCGACGUGGAGGCUCUGCUGCAGGAGUACGGGCUGCUGCCUGACAAGGCGGCCAUGAUCCCCUCGACCAUCCGCGACGCCGCCGUCGCUCAGCACUCCCAGAGCGACGAGGAUGACAGUGACCUGGAUAUCGACUAGCUUGCCCCCCUCAUGCAUGCCUGCAUUAGCAAGCCCCAUCAAAAUAUAGAUAUGUCUCCCUGUUCUUUUCAGAACAUCCAAUACCACCUACUCUGAUGUACCACAUGACUCAGCCCCUAGAAGCGUCUGUCCCUUUUCCCUCGAAGCUCUGAACGACCUAGUCCAACUAAAAUGUGCACCUCAGUGCUGCAUGAAUAUUUAAGUGUCCCGGGCCAAAGGUCAACCUGUGUCGUUCCAUUCUUCACCUAUAGGACAGAUUCAAGAAGGGUUAGGACUCGUGGUCUUUUUGGUUUUUUUCUGUUUAAAGGAGAAUCGGAUAGUAAAUUAUUGUGAAUCUUUUGUUCCAUGUUCACCACUGUUUGUUAGCAUAUUUUUCUCUUACCUCUUGUUUUGGUCUUGGUUAUCAUUUAGUUAUUAACGUUUUGUUUGAGGUUGCUUAUCUGAUGAUUUUAUGCAUUCAGCCAUCAUAUGAAUGGUGAACAGCAAAGACUUCCUUCACAGUGUAUGCACAAGCAGCCUUACUGUUCUGUACAGAUACUAUUUCAGAUCUUUCCUUUGGUAGCCUGGAGGGAGGCAGGUUGUGGGCGGCAUGGAUUUAAACUCUUUGGAAGUAGGUGGAUCAAACCGUGCUGCAUUCCUCUGGGCAGGUUAUGCUAAGCUAACAGUUUCAUAUUACUUUAUCAAAAAAGUAACACAUAACCAAGUUUAAAUGAACUAUUUACUGUUUCCUGGAACAAAAGGCAGCUUGUUUACACAUUUUUGGAAACUACAGAUCCCCCCCCCUUUCCCAGUAAUAUCUAUAACCACCACACACAAAUAUUAUUGUAGCACACUGCAAACCAAUGCACUUGCUAACCUAACAUGCAUGUUAUGUUGCAGUAUCGUUUUCAGCCUGAGGGGGGAGUUUCCACUUUAACUUCUGCAUGGUUUUAGCACAGUGUUUCCCAUCUGGUCCUCGUGGAACCCCAGACGGUACAUGUUUUUGCUCCCUGCCAGACGGUACACAUUUUUGCUAGGGAGCUGGGAGGGAGCGAAAAUGUGGACCGUCUGGCAGGGAGCAAAAACAUGGACUGUCUGGGGAUCCCUGAGGACUGGGUUGGGAAACACCGCUUUAGUAUAUAUGUACACGGUCCUUUCCAGCAGUAGCAUCAUUGCUAGAAAAGGGUCCAUGGUCACAAAUGAACUACCAAGGGAAACCGCAAAAAAUCCAGGCUUGCAUGUAUGAUGCCCCCUUGGCUGUUUCAGUGAUGGACCAAAUCAUCGCUUCUUGAUGCAGUAAGAAAUGACGUUUUUUUUUUUUUUACUUGAGCCUGUAUUCUACUUGUUACUGGACAGGAAUUGACUUGCUUUACACUGACGUUCCCUGUAGCUGUUUUUACACGUUGGCAUAAUUCUUGGUGUCUUUGUUUUCCAUGGCAACUACAGGGACAUCACACUCUUCAGUCAUAUACAUUUUCUCUGUCUGGUCAAUUUGAAUCGUCAAACUGCAAAUAAAAGAACCAAGGCCCGUAUUUUGUACAUCUUUUUAUACUGUAAUAUUUUCUUUCUGUCUAAAAGCUGCUGUUCACAAAUAGUCUGUUUAACAUCGUAUUAAAUUUGUUUGCACAA